This is a messenger RNA of Penicillium cinerascens, 1935 nucleotides long. RefSeq lists its product as uncharacterized. The coding region runs from base 1 to 1935 and encodes 644 amino acids. The transcript is spliced from 2 exons. Lineage: Eukaryota; Fungi; Ascomycota; Eurotiomycetes; Eurotiales; Aspergillaceae. The record is from RefSeq and is a predicted model, not a curated record.
AUGUCAGCAACGCCUCGCAAACCUGGAACGCCCGUCAGUUCCAGCAAAUCAUCGGCCGCAGAUCCGCCUUCGACCAACGGGUCCACCACACGAGGGCAUGCACGCUCGCCCAGCACCGCGACAAACGGUCUCAAUCGCUCCCCCUCCCUAAGAGGUUCCACACCAGUCUCCGCGCGCGCCGCUGCAAGAACUCGCGGCCGGUCCAAUCUCAGCAUGUCGAACGUACCUCGAAUCAAUAACGACCCCUCCGAAGAGGAAGCGAAGGCGCAGAAUGCUGCUCUAAUCGAGGAGCUGCGGGAGCAGCUGCAGAAAGCCGAGACCGCCUCAGAACAAUAUCAGAAACAACUUGGUGUCCUCCAAAUGCGCCUAGACGAAGCCGUUAGCGAACAGAGCAAGUUGGAAGACCAAGCACAUGAGCGAGACACUCGAAUCGAAAUACUGAGUGGCGAAGUCCGAGACCAAUCUCGCCAGCUCCGGGAUCUUGAGCAGAAUCACGAGUCGGAGCGAAAUGCGAUGCUGCAAGAGAAAGAGCAGCAGACCAGCCGGGAGGAGGAGUUGCAGGCGACUAUCCAACGGUUGAAGGAGUCCGUGGCGCAGAAGAGCAUGCCCGUCAACGCUGAGGGUGAGCGCCAAAUUUCCCGAUCUUCCAGUUUCCGUAACCGAGCAUCGCCGGACGUCGAGGGCCAAUUCGCUCCGUCAUCGCAAAUCGAGCGCAGCCCUUCUCGCAACAACUCCAACCUCCUCCUUCAGAAAGAUAAGCUCAUCGAGUCUUUGCGCCUCGAAUUGGCCGAGUCGCAAAUUAAGCUUGUCGAAAUGGAGAACAAAGGUGGCGGUCGACAGCGCGAUUUGGAGAAGGAGCUAUUGGACGCCCGUGUUGCGAAUGCUCGCCUCAUGGAAGACAACGAAAGCUACCAACUUCUUCUCAGCGAGAAGACCCUCACUGGUGACUUCACUAAAGGUGACUUCAUGCAGCAUGCUCACCCUGAGAAAGACUCUAGAAGUGGGCUCGGUUCUCUGGCGGACGAGCUCGAGUCUGUAGAUGAAGGACCCGAGACCGAUGCGAAUCGCAAGCCUGAGGGAGGAGAGCUCAAGGCUCUCAAAGAUCAAAACAAGGCCUUGACUCUCUACAUCGAGCGCAUCAUUAGCCGUGUUCUCCAGCAUGACGGGUUCGAACAUGUUUUGGAUCGCAAUGAUGAUGAAGGCAGGACUGGGUCCAAGGGCGGUAGUGAGAAAGACCUACCUCCCACUCCUCCAGAGAAGGAUGAUGCGCCAACUCAAUCACUCCUGCAACGGGCCAAGUCGGUGGUCGCAGGCCCACAAACUCGCUCUAUCCCCAGAUCCCGCCCGGCCAGCAUGAUGCCACCGCCCGCAGUUCCCCAGCCCUCUGCCAACGAGAACCCGGAGACUGCACCCAGCAUUCCGUUCAAUCGGGCCCAGUCAGUGAGAGCCACUCAUCGCCGUGCACGCUCUGAACAGGUGGAUCCAGCAGCCGCUUCUGUUGUCACUCAAAUGUACCGCGGGCGCAACAGCGGCGGACCCAUCAGCCCAACCGCCAUGGGCCCCGGAUCCCGCCAGAGUAUGUUCUCGGGGGCAGCUAGCUACUUUUCUGGCACGAGUCGCGCACCUUCUAUGUCCAGUCAACCCGACCGUACUGGACGGAGCAGCUCGCCCAGUGUUACGAGUGAUGUGCCCGGUGACACUGCCUCUAUAGGAGCAACCUCCAGCCCACCUCGAUCGAGCAGCGGCAUGAACAACUACACAGGAGCCGUGAUGACACAGAGCAAGCUACGUCCUCUGCGCCUGGUGAGUGAUGCUGCUAAGCUCGAAGAGGAAGAGGCUGCGCGGAAGAAAGCGAACCGCGCGAGCUGGAUCCCGGGGUGGUUCAACCGCCCUACCUCGGAUGAGCAACAGCAACCGCCGCCGCCACAGUCCUAG